AACAAGAUGGAUGUUGAAGCUGUUCAAGGGUUUUUGGAUCAGGAAAAUCCAGUUGCUAGAGCCCGGGCACUGCAAUAUUUUGAGCAGUUGAAAGAAUCUGAAGAUGGAUGGAAACUUAGCAUUAAUUUUUUGACUAACACUAAAGGACAGAAAGACCAAGUUAAAUUUUUCUGUUUUCAAGUUAUUUCACAUUACAUAAAAACCAAGUAUCCAUAUUGUGAUGAAAGUCAGCAACAAACUAUCAGGAAGUUUGUGAGUCAUUGGAUUCAAUGCCAAUGCUCAACAUCAGAUCCAGACUCAGCCCUUAUCCAAAACAAAGCAGCACAGAUAUUUUGCAUGAUAUUUUUAUCAGAUUAUCCUGCUCGGUGGUCAACAUUCUUUGAUGACUUAUUGGGAAUUCUGCCUUUAGGACCUACAGCUGUUGGCAUUUAUCUUCGUUUAUUGUAUGCCAUCAACUCAGAUAUUGCUGAUCGAGAAAUUCCACGAUCCCAGAAGGAGUUGGAAACAUUUACUUUUAUAAAAGAUACAAUGCGCGAAACCUGUGUUCCAAAGCUAGUGGAUACCUGGCAUCAUAUACUAGUUACAUACCAGAGCUUAAAUACAGAUCUUGUGUGCCUAUGCCUUGAUGUGAUUGGAAGCUAUAUUGCUUGGAUCGACAUUGGGCUGAUAGCAAAUGAUCGCUUUGUUCAAGUGUUUGUCAAGUUUUUGUCCAUGCCAUCACUUCGUGAAGCUACUUGUGACUGCAUACACCAUAUUAUAAACAAGGGCAUGGAUCCUGUCGCCAAAGUAAAACUUGUUGAGUCCUAUGUGACAGUUUUGGAGCAGGCAGGAGUUUUGGUCUUUACUGGUACAGGUGAUGAUGAAGAUUUCAUGGUCAAAUUGGCAAAUUUAGUGAAUGGUAUGGGUACAGCUAUCCUUAAUAGCUGGACAAGGUUGCAAAAAUUUAAGGAUGCAGAGGGUAUGACUUUUGUUUCCAAUGCCAUACAUAACAAAGUCGACUUACUUUUGAAAUUUUUGAGCAAUGAUGAUGACGAAGUGUCCCAGGCAGUUGUUGAAUUUGCCCGAGAAUAUCUUGGAUUCCUCAAGAACAAAGCAACUGCAGGGGUGUACAGCUUACCAGAUUCCAAAAAUGUUGAAGCUAUUCUGUGCAUUGUAAUCAACAAAUACAAGUAUGACAAGUCUACUGAUUUUAACAGUCAGGGACAAGAAGAAGCUAUGUUUCAGGACUAUCGAAAAUCAUUGAAAGUACUUUUUGACAACUUGGCAAUGUUGGACUUAAAUCUGGUAUUUACUCGAACUAAAGUAAUGAUUACAGACACACUUCAUCAUUGGAGGAACUUGCCUUUUGAAGAUUUAGAAGUUGCUAUCAUGUUUCUUUACCUUUUAGGAGAAGCUGUUCCUAACAGUCAGGGUAAUCUAAUAAGCAACUCAGCUGAUAAAAAAACCGAAAUGCAUGAAAUGCUACAACUGCUAGUCACUUCAGGGAUCAGUCGGCAUGGACAUCCAGCCGUCACACUGCAAUUUUUUGAGACAGUUGUGCGCUUUGAAAAGUUUUUUGCCCAAGAGUCACAAUAUAUUCCUGAAAUCCUUGCAGCAUUUUUGGAUGACAGAGGACUUCGUAACGCAGAUCCUCAUGUCAGGAGCAGGGCUGCUUAUCUAUUUUCUCGUUUCAUCAAAUGCUUGAAGACUAAUAUGUUUAAUUAUACGGAAGAAAUUUUGAAGCAGCUUCAAGAGUUAUUACUUUUGCCACCACCUGAAAAUGGGCUGGGAGUUUCACUGAUGUCGCCAGAUGAUCAGCUAUAUUUAUAUGAGACGGCAGCUAUACUGGUGGUCUCAGGGAACUUCAAACCAGAAACUAAGCAAAUGAUUUUGAAAAGUUUGCUAUCACCUGUUGCAGAAAAGUUUGAUAUGCUUUUACAGAAGUUAUUAGUGACUUCUGAUAAACAACAAAGGCAUGAAAUAGCAAAAUGUAUGAAUCAUGCUAUUGCAGUUACUAGUCGUACAAGUAAAGCUUUCUCAAAUCAACAAACCAUUAAAUCUUGUGGAUGUGUUGAAGUUUACUUGCAAGCUCUUCAAGUGUUCUUAGGUGCUCUAAAUUUGCCCUAUGAACAAGCCACUCUGCAGUCAGCAGUGAGGCAGUACUUGCAUCGAAUGGUUGUUUGUCUGGAACAAGAAGUGCUACCCUAUUUCCCUACUGCAGCAGAGCAAUUGCUCAAGUCCUCUGACAUACGCAGCAUUCAAGAAUUCAUACCAUUAAUCAAUCAAGUCAUCAGUAAAUUUAAGAAAGAAGUUGUUCCCUUCAUUCAGCAAAUUUUCAUGCCUUUUGUGACUGCCAUUUUUAAUGCAUUAUUGGUCCCUAUUGACGAAAAUGACCAGCCUGCUCAGAGUGAGCGACAGCUUCUGCAGAGAAGUUAUUUCCUUUUCAUAGCUGCUAUAGUUACUAAUAAUAUUACUGAAGUUAUAGCUGCUCAAGACAUGCAAAAUUUGGAACAAAUUUUGCUAACAGUAAUCCAAGGAGCUGUGGAUUUUCCUGAUCCCGUUGCUCAGAAGACUUGCUUCAGCAUCUUAAAAAAAAUAGUUGAUCUGUGGGGAAGCUCUGAAGGAGUCUCGGGCUUUGUAGAUUUCAUGUACAGCAACAUAGUUCCUGCAUGUUUCAUGGCUCCGUUAAAAGAAACAUUUGACUUGAAUGAUGCCCAAACUAUUUUGGCUCUCUCAGAAAGUGCCUUAUGCCUGAAGACUGUCCUGGACAAGAGGGGGGAGGAGUUUAUAACCUAUUUGAAAAACAACUAUUUGCCAACAUUGAAUAUGUCACAUGAAAAGAUUGAAGAGUACUGUCAAGCUCUACGCUCUGAUCCAAAGGCUUUUAAGAAUUAUUUAAGGUUUUUUUUCCAGAAAGCUAGGACGUAGUGAAGGCAUUGCUCAAAUUUACAAAAUGCUUAUGAAGUGCUAAAUUUAUUUAAAUAGCAAAUUCAAAUGUACAGUGUACAAAUGUAUUAUAUGUGUGAUGUGUUGAAUGUGUUUGCAAAGCAUGAAUUUGAAAAAGAAAUUUUAUAUUGAAAUGUACUACUUUGUUAUUAAGCAUGCAUUCCUUGUUAUAUUAAACUUAUUAAGUGUUUUGAUGAUGUAUGUAAGAGCAGUGUGUGAUUGAUUAUCUGUGAUUUUUGUUAUUGUAUAUAGGUGCUGCAAAAGUAGUUUUUUUUAUAAUUUAUGUGGGUCUCCCAAAAUAAUGCAGACUUGA
This is a messenger RNA of Uloborus diversus, 3238 nucleotides long. Its product is annotated as exportin-T-like. Gene Ontology annotation, cellular component: nuclear matrix; cytoplasm; nuclear pore. Gene Ontology annotation, molecular function: small GTPase binding; tRNA binding. Gene Ontology annotation, biological process: tRNA re-export from nucleus. NCBI's taxonomy places the organism in Eukaryota, Metazoa, Arthropoda, Arachnida, Araneae, Uloboridae. The record is from RefSeq and is a predicted model, not a curated record.